Messenger RNA from Lottia gigantea (owl limpet), 1725 nucleotides. RefSeq lists its product as hypothetical. The transcript is spliced from 2 exons. The record is from RefSeq and is a predicted model, not a curated record. Lineage: Eukaryota; Metazoa; Mollusca; Gastropoda; Lottiidae. The coding region runs from base 1 to 1725 and encodes 574 amino acids.
AUGGCUGGAGCCGAAGUUGUUGCAAUCGUUGUUGAUUCGGUUGGAGUUGGUGGAGUGGUUGAAGUCGAAGUUGCUGCAAUCAUGGUUGAUUUUGUGGUUGGAGUUGGCGUAGAGGCUGAAGCCGCAGUUGUUGCUAUCGUUGUUGAUUCUGUGUUUGGAGUUGGCGUAGAGGUUGAAGCCGCAGUUGUUGCUAUCGUUGUUGAUUCGGUGGUUGGAAUUCGCGUAGAGGUUGAAGCCGCAGUUGUUGCUAUCGUUGUUGAUUCGGUGGUUGGAAUUGGCGUAGAGGUUGAAGCCGUAGUUGUUGCUAUCGUUGUUGAUUCUGUGGUUGGAGUUUGUGUAGUGAGUGAAGCCGCAGUUGUUGCUACCGUUGUUGAUUCCGUGGUUGGAGUUGGUGGAGUGGUUGAAGCCGCAGCUGUUGCUAUCGUUGUUGAUUCUGUGGUUGGAAUUGGCGUAGAGAUUGAAGCCGCAGUUGUUGCUACCGUUGCUGAUUCAGUGGUUGGAGUUGGUGUAGUGGUUGAAGCUGCAGUUGUUGCAGUUGUAGUUGAAGUUGUAGUAAUAUCAGAAUCUUAUAAUAAACCACCUAAAUAUGUCGACUUCACAAUAGUAAUAUCAGAAUCUUAUAAUAAACAACCCAAAUAUGUCUACUUUACAGUAGUAAUAUCAGAGUCUUAUAAUAAACCACCCAAAUAUGUCGAAUUCACAAUAGUAAUAUCAGAAUCUUAUCAUAAACAACUCAAAUAUGACAACUUCACAAUAGUAAUAUCAGAAUCUUAUAAUAAACCACCCAAAUAUGUCGACUUCACAAUAGUAAUAUCAGUAUCUUAUAAUAAACAACUCAAAUAUGUCGACUUCGCAAUAGUAAUAUCAGAAUCUUAUAAUAAACAACCCAAAUAUGUCGACUUCACAAUAGUAAUAUCAGAAUCUUAUAAUAAACAACUCAAAUAUAUCGACUUCACAAUAGUAAUAUCAGAAUCUUAUCAUAAACAACUCAAAUAUGUCUACUUUACAGUAGUCAUAUCAGAAUCUUAUAAUAAACCACCUAAAUAUGUCGACUUCACAGUAGUAAUAUCAGAAUCUUAUAAUAAACAACCUAAAUAUGUCGACUUCACAAUAGUAAUUCCAGAAUCUUAUAAUAAACAACUCAAAUAUAUCGACUUCACAGUAGUAAUAUCAGAAUCUUAUCAUAAACAACUCAAAUAUGUCUACUUUACAGUAGUAAUAUCAGAAUCUUAUAAUAAACCACCUAAAUAUGUCGACUUCACAGUAGUAAUAUCAGAAUCUUAUAAUAAACAACCUAAAUAUGUCGACUUCACAAUAGUAAUACCAGAAUCUUAUAAUAAACAACUCAAAUAUGUCUACUUUACAAUAGUAAUACCAGUAUCUUAUAAUGAACCACCUAAAUAUGUCGACUUCACAGUAGUAAUAUCAGAAUCUUAUAAUAAACAACUCAAAUAUAUCGACUUCACAGUAGUAAUAUCAGAAUCUUAUCAUAAACAACUCAAAUAUGUCUACUUUACAGUAGUAAUAUCAGAAUCUUAUAAUAAACCACCUAAAUAUGUCGACUUCACAGUAGUAAUACCAGAAUCUUAUAAUAAACAACUCAAAUAUGUCUACUUUACAAUAGUAAUACCAGUAUCUUAUAAUGAACCACCUAAAUAUGUCGACUUCACAGUAGUAAUAUCAGAAUCUUAUAAUAAACAACCAAAUAUGUCGACUUCACAAUAG